Molecule: messenger RNA, 2358 nt
Organism: Purpureocillium lilacinum
Lineage: Eukaryota; Fungi; Ascomycota; Sordariomycetes; Hypocreales; Ophiocordycipitaceae
Source: RefSeq, a predicted model, not a curated record
AUGUCUUUCCCUAUAGCUUCUCCGUUAUCGCUGGCUCCACCGUCACCAGCUCCAUCAACACCAGAGCCGUCAACACCAGCCGAAGCCCGUGCCAGCCGCCGAGACGAAGACCGACUCUUCCGACACUUCCGCGGCUACACGUGGUCCCAACGAAGCAAGAAUACAAAAUCUUGGGUAUGGGAGUACGGCUUCGAUAUCGAGAAGGAUUCAGAGCGGCGAUGGGUUUGCAGAUUGUGCAUCCAAAAGAACGCGCCGAAGCCCGGCAACGUCAUUGCCUUUGGGACUCAAAAUGCUGAACGGCAUCUCUGGGAUCACCACAAGAUUCAAGACCCGUCCGGAAGACGCUCUGCGCCAUCGUCUCGAAAAAAGCCGUCGAAGGGAUACCAGACGAUAACAAAAGCCUUUAACCUCGAUUUAGCCACCCCCCGAGACCAAGCAAUCGCGAAUCGCUUUAUCAAGAGCUUCGAUAAGAAUGUCUUCCAGCGUCUGGUCGUCGAAUGGGUUGUCGAGAGCAACCUGUCCUUUCGAGAACCCGAGAACAGGAGGCUGCGAGCCAUUUUCGAGUACCUCAGCCCAUUUGUUGCAAGCACCGACGCCCACAUCGGCCACGAUACCGUUCGCAAGCGCGCGAUUGCCGAGUUUGAGAAACACAAGGGGAAGGUAAUCGACGUAUUGAGAAGUGCACCUGGCAUGAUACACAUAUCGUUCGACGGUUGGAGGUCGCGGAAUAAGCACUCGUUGUAUGGUGUUGCAUGCUUUUUUCGGGACGGGGAUGACAAUGCCCGCAAGCUUAUCCUUGGGGCCCCUGAACUGACAGUUCGCCACUUUGGGGCCAAUAUCGGAUACGAGGUCAUCGAAGUACUGGAGACGUACGAGAUCCCAGACGAGAAAGUCGGGUACUUUACGUUGGACAACGCGCCAAACAACGACACCGCAAUGGACACCAUCGGGGAGAGAUUUAAGUUCUUCAGCAAGGAAAGGCGGGGUCGCUGCUUUGGCCACGUCAUCAACCUCGUGGUCAAAGCCAUCCUCUUCGGAAAGGAUGCCGAAGCGUUUGAAGGCCGGCUGGGCCAUGGGGACGUCUCAGCUACGCUAGAGCACGAGCUCUGGCGGAAGAGAGGUCCUGUCGGCAAGCUCCACAACCUCGUGGUGGCGAUUCACAGGUCCGAUGUACUUACCACACUUCUCCGCAGUAUCCAACGACUAGAGUUCGAUGCAUCCGAGGAUCAUCGUGUCAGAAGUCGAAAGCCGCUCAACGUGGUCGUGGAUAACGAGACCCGUUGGCUGUCGCAGUUCUAUAUGAUCCGGCGGGCCCUGAAGCUUCGACCUUACCUCGAGACACUUGUCCUGAAGCACAAGCAAGAAUGGGAGAAAGAAAACACGUCGAAACGGCCCAAACGGCUCAAGGCAAGCGCCAUAAUGCCAGCUAUAUGUCGAGACGAGAAUAAGCUUGACGACAAGGACUGGACUGUCCUUGAAGCGUUCAAGAAAAUCCUCCAGAGCUUUGAAGACGCGGUCAAGGCCCUCGAAGGUGACGGGAUUCAACGAAAGCGCAAGCAGGCGCAUUUCGAGACCUAUGGUAACGUCUGGGAUGUGAUUGUGGGAUACGAGUUCUUACUGGCAGAACUGGAGAAAGCUAAGGCCAUGGUCGACCAGUAUCCUGAACCCGAGCAUUUCAGGGUUAAUAUCAAUCUUGGCUGGAAGAAGCUUGACGAAUACUACAACAAGCUGGAUGAGACUCCGAUAUAUUACACCUCACUGGCACUGCAUCCUGCAUAUCGAUGGGGCUACUUUGAGACGGUGUGGUCUGGUCGGCCGAAGUGGGUUUCCAAGGCGAAAGAGGUGGUACAGUCCGUUUGGGAUAGGGACUACAAGGCGUUGAACAUCUCUAGGUGCGGGUCUGGCGAACCAGCUGCAAAACGACAACGAACACAGUACUAUUCCCCUUUCGAACAAUUUAAGGAUGAAGCUCGGGUACGUCCUUGCCAAGGGCUCGAUCCCGACCAGGCGGAAGACGAGUAUGUCAGGUGGCAGAAGGACCUGUUACCUACAGAUAGCGACGUUCGGGAUCCUCGUGAGUAUUGGCAUUCACAGCGGUUCAAAUACCCGAGGCUUUCGCAAAUGGCUAUGGACUUCAUGACAGUUCAGGCGAAGAGCGCAGAGUUUGGAGGCAAGCACGAUUUCUAUUGCCAGGUGCUGCGAUCAUGGCUGCAAGCAGGCAUCGUGGAUGAGGUUGACCCCAUCCUGCUGGACAAGGCGGAUGAAACGGUGGCCGAGGUAGUGGAGGAGAAAGAAGUAGGAGAGUGGCUUAAGGGAUUGCGAAUGCAGAUGCGGGAGAAAGAGGCAGGGUGGGAGUGA